This is a messenger RNA of Prunus armeniaca (apricot), 498 nucleotides long. The record is from the annotation of a GenBank genome assembly. NCBI's taxonomy places the organism in Eukaryota, Viridiplantae, Streptophyta, Magnoliopsida, Rosales, Rosaceae.
AUGGGAAGUAGAUUGGGGAGGAGGGUAAUUCACUUCGCAAACCUACCCAUCAAGCUCUUAAUGCCCACCAACUUCACUAACAUCAGAGAAAUCGCUCUCAAAACCAUCCCAUCAGCUUCCAAGGUCGAAAUCAAGCGCGUCCUCGAAUCUCUCUACGGCUUCCAGGUCGAAAAGGUCCGUACGCUCAACAUGGAGGGCAAGAAGAAGAAGCGCGGUGGCCUAUUGUUCGCCAGACCCAAUUACAAGAAGGCCUACGUCACGCUCAAGAACCCGCUCUCGCUCUCUCAGGACCUCUACCCGAUUGGAGUCGUCGAACAGGAGAGGAAGCAGACGAGCAAGCAAUCCAAGUCCAGCGUCGUCGAAGAAGGUGAAACUGAGAAGCAUUGGCUUUACGGGAAGGACAAGGAGGAACCUCGGAGGGUUAAGAACGACAAGGGUUCUGCUGUUUUCGGCGACGGUGUGGCCAAAUUUCCCUGGAGCACCAUGAGGUUUCGCUAG